Messenger RNA from Nelumbo nucifera (sacred lotus), 4254 nucleotides. Its product is annotated as serine/threonine-protein kinase Nek5-like. Gene Ontology annotation, cellular component: cortical microtubule. The record is from RefSeq and is a predicted model, not a curated record. Gene Ontology annotation, biological process: protein phosphorylation; microtubule-based process. Gene Ontology annotation, molecular function: ATP binding; protein serine/threonine kinase activity. Lineage: Eukaryota; Viridiplantae; Streptophyta; Magnoliopsida; Proteales; Nelumbonaceae.
AGAAAAUUGAGAACAGAGUGAGUUGGAGAACCAACUACUGUCGGCACUGAACGAAGCAGGACCAUUCGGUCUUGAGCCAACUCCAUUAAUGCUCGCUUGCUCUCUCUCUCUCUCUCUCUCUCUCUCUCUCUAUCUUUCUAGACUCAGGAGUCGAGAGUCAAGACUCAAGAGAACAGAAGGGUCUCGAGUCACAACUCACAACCUCUCUCUCUCUCUCUCUCUCUCUCUAAUUCUAACCAUGGUUUGCUAUAAAGUGCAUUGACUGUGAAGUGUGAACACUUCUCCGCUCUCUCUUCUCUCUCUCCAUCAGAAAUUCUGAGGAGAGAAAAAGGAAAAGAAAAAGAGUGACAGAAGAUCCAAAGAGGAAAAGGGAGAGGAGGGGAGGACAGAGUGAAGCCAAAAGAGAAAAUUUGAAUACUUUCCUCUCUUUUUGCUAAACGACGCCUACAUUGAAGAAGUGUUGCAUGCCAGAAGAUCGUUGAGUGUUUCUAUGACCUGAUAAAUUUGAUUUGAGUCAGUUUUUAUUUAUGGGGAUUGGCCAAGAAUAGUUCUAGCAUUCGCAGAAGGAAUUAAGCUUGGAGUAGACAAGAGAGAUGUAAAGAUGGUUGAAGGUUACUUGUGAGAUUGGUGCAGAAGUUUGAGAUUAGAGGUAGGUAGAUCGAGGAAGGUAAGAGUAUUUGGGCUUAUGCAGUUCCAAUUGAAGAAAAUUAGGGCUAGCGAGCUGCAUUGCAGUCUGUUUAUUCGGAUCGAGGAAUGUUGUAGUGGAGUCGUGCAAGAUCUAAAGGUUAAGUCUAUUUUGCUUUUAUGAGAAUGGUGAGGUUCAAGUACGAGUUAUCGAAGAGGGAGCUUAUCAGGUAGUGUUGAGUGGAAAAUGGUAUGGGAGGCUUUGGAGCUGAUUGACGGAUUGACGGAUUCUGAAACAGUUGUAGAGAGAGCACAGUGAAUUGAAUCUGAAGUUUGGCAUUUUGUUUUGACCCCUACUAAUCGGAAUUAUGGAAUCUCGUAUGGAUCAAUAUGAGAUCAUGGAGCAGAUUGGACGUGGAGCUUUUGGAGCGGCCAUUCUGGUUAAUCACAAAUUGGAGAGGAAGAAGUAUGUAUUGAAGAAGAUCCGGCUGGCACGACAGACAGAUCGCUGCAGGAGAUCCGCUCAUCAAGAGAUGGCUCUCAUUGCGCGAAUCCAACACCCUUACAUUGUUGAAUUUAAGGAAGCAUGGGUUGAAAAGGGUUGCUAUGUUUGCAUUGUCACUGGAUACUGUGAAGGCGGAGACAUGGCGGAGUUGAUGAAAAGAGCAAAUGGGGCAUUCUUUCCAGAGGAGAAACUCUGCAAAUGGUUCACUCAACUACUUUUGGCUGUUGAAUAUCUGCAUUCAAACUUUGUUCUACAUCGAGAUCUAAAGUGUUCUAAUAUAUUUCUCACUAAGGAACAUGAUGUUCGCCUAGGGGAUUUUGGACUUGCUAAAACACUAAAAGCAGAUGAUUUGGCUUCUUCUGUAGUUGGAACUCCUAAUUACAUGUGUCCAGAACUUCUUGCUGAUAUUCCCUAUGGCUUCAAAUCUGAUAUCUGGUCUUUAGGAUGUUGUAUGUAUGAGAUGGCUGCUCAUCGCCCAGCAUUUAAAGCUUUUGAUAUGGCAGGACUAAUAAGUAAGAUAAACCGUUCCUCCAUUGGCCCUUUGCCUUCAUGUUACUCCUCUUCCUUGAAGACACUUAUCAAGAGCAUGCUGAGAAAGAACCCAGAGCAUCGACCAAAUGCAUCUGAGAUACUAAGACACCCUUAUUUGCAACCAUAUGUUGAUCAAUACCGUGUAUCUUCCAGUCCCCCUACAGUCUGCCCUCCAGAAAAACCAAUCUCCACUGCACGUCAUUCUCAGAAGAACAUGGCUCGAAGCCAAAACAGUAAUAGUUCUAGCAGUGAUAAAGAUAGCUUGAUUUCAAGUGAGAAAAACAACUCAGCAUUGGUGUUCAACUGUGAUCACAAAGCCAUUGACAUGGAUAUGGCUUCAACUGAUGAUGGAGCAGACAGUGAGAAGACCUUUACAAGCAAUGAACAUGGAACUCACAGAUUCUCUAUCAAAAUAGAUGAACAAGAAGUGGUGAAACCAUUUCGUGAUGAACAACCCAAAGUUGAAUCAAAGCAGCCCAAAAUCAUUAAGAACAUAUUGAUGUCUUUGAAAGAAGAGGGGAAAGCCCGAGAAAAUAGCUCACCAAUGAGAGGCAACCGUGCAAAGGCUGGAGGUAUAUCCAACCAAAAAGCUAAUAUAGAAGCAUCACCCAAAGUCCCUAAACCCAGUGCAGUUCCUCCUGGUUCAAAGUUGAAUGCAGAGGCACCCAGUGUUCCAGCAAAGGCAAAUUGUGAUUCUGUGAAACGUGUCCAGGGAUCACAUCCUUUGAAGCACCAGUUACCUGUAUUUGAUUCCUCACCAAAGAUUAAAGCCAAGUGUGACGGGAUUUUACCUCCCGGUCUUGUCAAACAAGCUGUAGAUGAUGGAUUUCCUUCCAAGACAAGGCAACGUCCUCCUAUCCUGGCCAGACGAUCAUCACAUUCAGGGCCUCUGAGGCCUUCAAUCCCUUUCAACAGUGACAUGAGACCAGGCCCAAGUGAGAUUACCCAAGAGCCUGAAAGGACUUCUGGUGUGCCAUCAAAUGUCUUAAAACCUGACCAAGCACCAAUUGUUGAGGACUCUGGAAUGACUCCAGUGGUAGAUUCCAAAGGACUGCAGGUGGACGAAACCAAUUCCAAAGGACUGCAGGGAGGUAGCACCAAUUCUAAAGGACUACAGACGGACAACACCAAUUCCAAAGGCCUACAAACAGAUGGUACCAAUUCUAAGGGACUACAAACAGAUGAGACCAAUUUGGUAUCAUCGAAGUCAACUCAAUUUCUUGAGUUAUAUGAAGAGCUAGUAGCCCCUAUACCACACUAUUCUGGACAAAACAACUCUUAUUCAUCAAAUACGAUACUCCAUGAGAAACUCACACAAACUGAAAGUUCAGAAUCUCAUCCAGCUAGUUGCUUAGUUGCUUCAUGUCUACAUUCUGCCAGUUCAGAAAAUCUUACAGUAGAAAGUAAAGGGCAUAAUUAUAGGCCUGUAUCAUUAUUCUCAAUGAAGAUACCUGAGGAGAAUCUGGAUCUUCAGAAGAGUACUGCCAGUAAUGAUGAAGUUAGUUCCACAGCUAGUCUACAACCCUCCUUCCCAGGGUCUGAGGAGUAUGUCUGCAAGGAUGAUAUCUCCAUAAGUAGGCCUUGCAAUAGAGGUGAUACAACUCAACAGUCACAACUUAUUUCCACACCUAGUGGUGAUGACAAAUUCACUGUGAGAGAACUCCUUUCAUCAAUAACAGAGAUUGCACCAAUUUCAGCAACUCAAAAGAACGUGAAUCCUGAGAAUAUUCCAACAAUGCCAAAUCCAACAAUUGAUAAACCAAAUGCAGUGCAGGCCCAUUUAAAACCAGCCUUUGAUGAUGUCAUCCAUGUCAUACGACACAGCAGUUUCCGGGUGGGGAGCAAGCAGCCUGUGAUGGAAACUGUGGAGAGAGGGGUUCAAAAUAUGGAUGUAGGGAAGCUGCUAAAUGUAGUAAGAGAGGAGGUGGAGAUUAGAAACACAACACCACCAUUGACUCUGAAAUCAUCAGGUUGCUUGGAAGCAGCGACUCUAAAAUCAAACAUUUCCAGUAGUCCUGGCAACACAGAAAUGGAUAUAAGGAGCCCUUCCUUACCGGUUCCAAAACCUGAUUUGUCUGAACCAACAAAUUCCUCUGUUGAUGCUACUGUUGUUGGUGUAAAGGGAGAGGAAACCCCAGAAAAGGAAACAUUGGAUGUAAAGUCAUUCAGGCAAAGGGCCGAGGCACUUGAAGGGCUGCUAGAACUGUCUGCAGAGUUGUUGCAGCAAAAUAGGUUGGAAGAACUUGCAGUUGUUUUAAAGCCUUUUGGAAAGGAUAAAGUCUCUCCACGGGAGACAGCAAUUUGGUUGGCAAAGAGUCUCAAAGGAAUGAUGAUAGAGGAUUCUGGACGCCUUACAUGAUAUAUCACAUCCUGCGUAAGUUCUUUCAUUUUCUAAUCAGUUCUUUCUUAUCCCAUGUGCUACCUUUUAGCACUUACCUAUUCAAAUUCCAUUUGAAUUUUAAGCAGAACAAAACAGGUCAAAUCCUUUUUGCCUGCGCCCUCUCACUUCUUUUUUCUUGUAUUCUUUUAAUGGCAGAAUCCCUUGAUGUACAUAGUGAGUAUAGCUAAUGAAAUAAAUCUGAAAUUUUGACCAA